This is a messenger RNA of Lactuca saligna, 426 nucleotides long. NCBI's taxonomy places the organism in Eukaryota, Viridiplantae, Streptophyta, Magnoliopsida, Asterales, Asteraceae. The record is from the annotation of a GenBank genome assembly.
AUGCUUACCACCUCGCCAUUGAGCACCGCCGGCUGCUACACUGCUAUGGAAGGUCGCCAUUGCGACACUACUGUCGGAGAACCGUUGAGGGUCGAUGAAGACGGUGAGUCGUCGUUCGCCAAGGUGGGCUUUGCUGAGCUUUAUCGCCAUCGUUUCCUGCCGCCACUUCGUCUCCUCUUCUUUUGUCGUAAAGUUAUCGCUGCCAUCGCCUUAUCGAGCAGCGGGUGCGGUUGUGGAUGGCGUUUCUCUCCGACUGUCGUGAGCCACUGUGGGGGUGACUGUGAUUGGGUGUGUUCCCCUUGCUUGACUUGUGUUAGUGUGUGCGUAUGCCUUCUGUUGGCCGGAAAAACGUGGGAACCACCAUGGCUUCCCAACAUGGUGGCCAUUUCCUUGAUGUUACUGCAAUCCGCCGUUGAUUGCCACUAG